UCCCGCUUAAGGGGACGCUAGCACAAACGCGUUAGAAACGUGCAGUACUCUCUAGUAAGGGGGAGCGGCCACAGCGUCUUACGCAGCCAUUUACACAUGCCGGAACGUGCACCGCGUUUGCCGACGCCAUCACAUGACUGCUGAGAGAGUAUACCCCCCGUAUUCAUAAACGCUCCUCGACUUGCUUGGCGCUGAGCCGUGCUCCCUCAAGGGCUGCAGAAGAUAGCGCCAACCUUUCCCUUUCCCUCAAGAACCACUUAUCAUCAUCGACUUGAACUUGACUUGCCACCGCUUUGGGCAGCGCGUUCGAAACGCGUUGAAGGUAAGGCUGAGAGGCCACAGCGUCUUACACCAGCUUCUUACACGGGCCGUAACGCGCUAGCACAAACGCGUUAGAAACGCGCUAGAAACGCGGCCUUUCGUUAAUGUUGGGUAUUUAUUGCCAUCGCGGUGCGUGUGUCCAUGUCCGCUUCGUGGCGUAGUGGCCUUCCGGCCGCGCUAGCGAACGGACGUGUUUUUUCAUGAGCUCCGACGGAGCGGCGAUAGCGGCCAAGCUCGGCCGCGGUAACAGGUUAUCGGCAAUGGAAAGCGAAUACCAGGUUGUUCUGCCCAGUCUGCCUACAGGUCGGUUCGUUUUAAAUACCGUGUUUUUGCACGCGGACGUCAAGGCUCGCCCCUACAGGGUAGAAGACUUCCGCGACGCUCUGGCCCAGUAUUCGGUGCUCCCCGAGGUAGUCGCCUUGGGGGCGUACCGUAUGAGCCAUGUGUGGGCGGUCACCUUUAAGGACGCAGAAGCGGUCAGGAAGUUGGUCAGCAUCGGUGAACUGCAAGUUAAAAGCAAGCGCUGUAUCGUCAUCGACCCGGCCAACAGGGACGUCCGAAUGAAGGUACACUGGUUGCUCCACAGUGUGCCUGACGAGGACGUGCGCCUUGCCUUCAUGCCUUUCGGUAAAGUCACCGACAUUGUCAGGGAGCGUUGGCGGGCCGAGGGAUUGACUGACAAAGGGUCUACAACGAGGCUUGUGACUCUGAAGCUGAACGCCGGAGUCAAAAUUGACGACUUGCCACACCAGCUAAGUGUGUCCGGUGAGCUCGCCCUCGUCGUUGUACCGGGCAGGGCUCCGCUCUGCCUUCGCUGCCGGGGAACGGGCCAUAUCCGUCACGAGUGCCGCAUCCCGCGAUGUGGUGUGUGUCGGCGUUUCGGUCACGAAGACGGCCAGUGUGAGCGAACGUACGCCAGCGUGACGGGGCCUGGGGGCAGCGAGGACACCGCCGAUCUGCUCAUGGACGAGGCAGACUUGGAAGAGGCGACGCCUCAGGCAAACUCCCGUGAAGCACAGCCGUCUAAACCGUCCUCUUGUCCGGAGGGCGAGCGUAACAAGCAGCAAAACGCCGUAACUUCCAAGGACCAGCACGAGCCCGCCAAAGGUGUUGACUCUGCAUCGACUGGACGGGAUACGCCACCAGAUGUGCAGCUUCCGGUGAGCGUGACUGAAUCCGUGGAGGAGUGCAUGGAUGCUUCGCGCGACGGAGCUAGCUCGAUGGCCGGGAAGCGGGCGUAUGAGAUGACGGUGGACAGUGAGCAACAGCGGGACGACGGUGGAGGCAGCGAGCCGCCGACAAAAACGCCAGGUGUGAGGCGCUCUCCUUAUAGACCGCGACCUAACAUUCCGGGCGAACCACUGCGGGCGGUGAAUCCGCCUCCGUAG
Messenger RNA from Dermacentor silvarum, 1709 nucleotides. RefSeq lists its product as uncharacterized. The transcript has a single exon. The record is from RefSeq and is a predicted model, not a curated record. Bases 522 to 1709 code for a protein of 395 amino acids. NCBI's taxonomy places the organism in Eukaryota, Metazoa, Arthropoda, Arachnida, Ixodida, Ixodidae. Gene Ontology annotation, molecular function: nucleic acid binding; zinc ion binding.